This is a messenger RNA of Pipra filicauda (Wire-tailed manakin), 1190 nucleotides long. RefSeq names its product nuclear receptor coactivator 1-like. The transcript has 5 exons. NCBI's taxonomy places the organism in Eukaryota, Metazoa, Chordata, Aves, Passeriformes, Pipridae. The coding region runs from base 45 to 1190 and encodes 381 amino acids. Gene Ontology annotation, biological process: cellular response to hormone stimulus; positive regulation of transcription by RNA polymerase II. Gene Ontology annotation, molecular function: nuclear receptor binding. Gene Ontology annotation, cellular component: nucleus. The record is from RefSeq and is a predicted model, not a curated record.
CCAGGAAUAUCCUUGUUAUCCCUCAGCCUCCUCUGAACGCUCAGAUGUUGGCGCAGCGGCAGCGGGAGCUCUACAGCCAACAGCACCGGCAGCGGCAGCUGAUGCAGCAGCGCGCCCUCCUCCUGCGCCAGCAGAGCUUCGGCAACGCCUCCGGAAUUCCGGUGCCCCUCGGAGGCGCCCGGUUGCCCCAGGCGCCCCCCCAGCAGUUCCCGUACCCGGUGCCCAGCUACGGCGCCGGCGCCAGCAACCCGCCCUCCGCCGGCGCCGCCGGACCGUUCUCCGGCGCCGAGGCGGCGGCGGCGCUGGCCGGGCGCCGCGGGAGCGCCGUGGGAGCGCAGUUCGGAGCCGGGAUGGUGGCGCCCGGGAUGCAGCAGAACGUUUUUCAGUAUUCCGGAGCAGGGCUGGCCCAGCAGAGCGAGUCCUUCGCGCCGGCGCUGAGCCCCGGCAGCCCCCUGGUGUCCCCCCAGAUCCCGCCGGCCCAGAGCCCGAUGCUGCCGCCGGCGCCGCCGGCACCCGGAUACCAGUCCCCCGACGUGAAGGGCUGGCAGCAAGGAGCCAUGGGGAAUAACAGCGUGUUCAGCCCGGCGGGAGCGGCUCCGGCGGCGCCGGCACAGCCGGGAAUGUACAACAACAUGAGCAUCACCGUGUCCAUGGCCGGCGGCGGCUCCGGCGUCCCCACCAUCAAUCCCAUGGGAGGGCAGGUGCCCGGGAUGAACCCCCUGCAGAUGCCCGGGAUGAAUUCCAUGUGCUCGGAGCAGGUCCCGGAUCCGGCGCUGAGACCAGCGGGGCUCUACUGCAACCAGCUCAACUCCAGCGAGCUGCUCAAGGCAGAGGCAGACGGGGCCCAGGUCAGUAAAGAUUCCCAAAAAAAUGGCUGGAGAUGGUGGAGAUUCCCCAAAAAAAUGGCUGGAGAUGGUGGAGACUCCCCAAAAAAAAUGGCUGGAGAUGGUGGAGACUCCCCAAAAAAAAUGGCUGGAGAUGGUGGAGAUUCCCCAAAAAAAUGGCUGGAGAUGGUGGAGAUUCCCAAAGAAAUGGCUGGAGAUGGUGGAGAUUCCCCAAAAAAAUGGCUGGAGGACCCCCAGGACGGUGGAGAUUCCAAAAGGAUGGUGGAGAUUCCAAAAGGAUGUUGGGUGACAUCUCUUGGGGUUGAAACCACCACAGUCCCACCAGUGUUGGGUGACACCCCUUGA